Molecule: messenger RNA, 3367 nt
Organism: Coregonus clupeaformis (lake whitefish)
Lineage: Eukaryota; Metazoa; Chordata; Actinopteri; Salmoniformes; Salmonidae
Product: WAP, Kazal, immunoglobulin, Kunitz and NTR domain-containing protein 2-like
Exons: 3
Coding region: 440-2185 (581 amino acids)
Cellular component (GO): extracellular region
Molecular function (GO): protein binding; serine-type endopeptidase inhibitor activity
Source: RefSeq, a predicted model, not a curated record
CACAAGACGCGUACAGCACAGGUAUUUUGCCGGCGGUCCCUGCUCGAUCCUGCUGCUGCUGUUGUUGGUCUCAACUAUUUGUGGACUUUUUAAUAUGUUCAUCAGAACUGUAACUCGCCUUUGAUUUGCUGUCGGGGUAGACUAGCCACUGUAAUUCAUGUAGUUAGAUCUUAAGUAAUAGGGUUCAAAUACCACCUAAUAUCUCCAGACUAUUAAACGUUGACCAGCGGACUGACGGAGUUCUUCACUGCAGCAACACUCCGCAACUGACCACACGUCAUCCUGACCGUUUUAUCACAUUUAAUUUCCCCCUUGCCUUUGUCAUUUAUGACCAUUUAACAAUUUUGCCCUCAUCGGGAAAAUUUAGCAAACUUUGACGCUCCUCGGAUCUUUUUUUAUUUCUUCGGGAUCCUUGUGAAAGUCCCGUUACGCGCUGGAUAUGUGGUGGAUGUUGUUUCCCCGAUGGAUCUGGUUUCUCUUCGGACAGUGCUACAUCUUGCUCCUUGUAAUAGACAGCUGUGUGAAGGUGAAAGCGAUGCCAAUGUCCAUGCCCAACAAAGUGGUGUACUCUCACGCGGGCAUGUGCCCCAACGAGAUGAACCCCAACCUGUGGGUGGACGCCAUGAGCACCUGCAUGCGCGAGUGCGAGUUUGACCGGGACUGUGAAACCUUUGAGAAAUGCUGCAACAACGUGUGUGGGAACAAGAGCUGUGUGGCGGCACGCUACAUGGACAUUAAGGGCAAGAAGGGGCCGGUUGGCAUGCCAACCGGGGUCACAUGUGACAAGUUAAUGUGUACGCAGCAGGGCUCCGAGUGUGACAUCUGGGAGGGCCAGCCCGUGUGUAAGUGCCGGGACCGCUGUGAGAGAGAGCCCCACUUCACAUGCGCCUCAGACGGUAUGACCUACUACAACAAGUGUUACAUGGACGCAGAGGCCUGCUCCAAGGGCAUCUCUAUCUCUGUGGUCACCUGCAGGUACCACCUCACCUGGCCAAACACCAGCCCGUUGCCCAUGGAGACCACCCUGCGGCCAACCACUGCCCUCCUGGAGACCACCCCCCCAGCCGACAUCCACCCUCCAAUGAUGCUCAGCAGCCCCACCCAGCAGGCUGUGUUCGUGGGCGAGACGGCCAGCUUUCUGUGUGAAGUGUCGGGCAAGCCCAGUCCGGAGGUGACCUGGGAGAAGCAGCUGGAGGGCAAGGAGAACACGGUGAUGAGGCCCAAUCACGUGCAGGGGAACGUAGUGGUCACCAACAUCGGCCAGCUGGUCAUCUACAAUGCCCAGCAACAGGACGCCGGCAUCUACACCUGCACGGCCAAGAACCUGGGGGGGGUGGUGGCCUCCCACUACCCCCUGACGGUGAUCCAGAGAGACACGGGCCGGAAGGAGGGCGAGGUAGGAAAUGCCACCAACCCGUUCCCCUUCCCUGCCGAGGAGUGCCUGAAGGGGCCGGACAGUGACGACUGUGGGGAGGAGAGCAUGAGCUGGUACUACGAAGCCAAGAGGAACAAUUGCUUCACCUUCACCUACAGCCAGUGCAACAAGAACCGCAACCACUUUGACAGCUACGAGACGUGCAUGUUGUCGUGCGGGGCAGAGCUGUCGGCUCCCUGCUCCCUUCCCAGCCUGCAGGGACCCUGUAAGGCCUAUGAGCCCCGCUGGGCCUACAGCAACACCCUCAAACAGUGCCAGUCCUUCAUCUGGGGUGGCUGCGGAGGCAAUGAAAACAACUUUGAAUCCAAAGAGGCCUGUGAGGAGAUGUGUCCCUUUCCGAAGAACCACAACUGUAAGAUGUGUAAACCGCGGGGCAAGAUGGUGACCAGCUUCUGCAAGAGCGACUUCAUCAUCCUGGGGCGCGUGACGGAGUUACCCGAAGAACAGGACUCGGGCCACGCCCUGAUCACCGUGGAGGAGAUCCUAAAGGAUGAGAAGAUGGGCCUCAAGUUCUUCGGCCAGGAACCUUUGGAGGUGACCUUGAUGAACAUGGACUGGAAUUGCCCGUGCCCCAACAUCACCAUGGCCAACGGGCAGCUCAUCAUCAUGGGCGACGUCCACAAUGGCAUGGCCGUGCUGCAGCCCGACAGCUUCGUGGGGAGCUCCACAGCACGCAGGGUCAGGAAGCUCCGAGAGGUCAUUCAGAAGAAGACCUGUGACUUUCUCAAAGAGUUCCCAACGAACCAGUAGUUACUCUCUGAGAGACCCCCACUAUCCUGUACAAUAGCAUUCUACAGUUUAUCAAGAAAAGCAAACAGACUUUCUCAAAGUGUUCUAGCAUCCAGUAGUAGCUAUUGUCUGAGAUUUCCCCACUAUCCAGUAGGGAAGAUAUCUAGAAGAGUAGACUGGGACUUUCUCAAAGUUUCUUACCAUUUAGUAGCCGGAUGAUGGCUUUUGUUGAUUAUUGCUUUCUCCUUCUCCACAAGGCAGGGACUGAACCAUACACUGAUCCGACAAGCUGUUUCCCUACCCGUGACUUUCUCUUUAGUUUCCACAGAAGUCACAUUUUGUAGGCAUUUUGUCAAUUUUUCCACUGGCUAUCUCCUUCACUCUGAUGUUCCUCAUAUACAGUAGAUAUCUAGAAGAUCCAUGACUUUCUCAGAUGACGGCUGCUGUUUGCUGAUUCCACAGAUUCUUUCUCUCUCUCUCCUUCCAUGAUUUUCUCAGAUGACGGCUGCUGUUCGCUGAUUCCACAGAUUCUCUCUCUCUGUCCUUUACUCUGAAGUUUGGACGUUAAGUGUUGGGGCUCCUAGGUACUAUGUAAAUGGCUGAAGAUAUUUUUAAAACAACAAACAGAUAUAUACUUAUACUUUAUGUGGAUUCACUUUCUGAAAGGAGAGCUAAUUGUCCGUAUGUAGUACUGUAGUGGGGACUUAUAUCAAGCGCUUACCUUGGGAAAUGUUAUAAGGCUUUGUAAAAUAUUUUAGUUGAACUAAAAAGGCUCUUUGAAUAAUAUUUUAAAUUCAAAUUUAUUAUUUCGGUAUGAAUGUACUAAUGCCUGUCAGAUAGCUAAACUCUGUGCCUUGGUUAAUAUGAAUGGUAUAUUAUGUUGACUUAAAGUAUCUAUGGUAUCCUGAAAGAGACGUUUUGUAAUAUAUAUUCUGAGCACUUGAGCUCACGAUUAUGUAAUGUAAAGCUAGUGGAAUCAAACAACCCCUUUGAUUUCACUAGAAACCACUUUGUAGUUCAUGAUUGCUUAUACAGUAUAUGAACUUCUGUUCUUAACAUCAUAUUUAUAUUUGAUCCUCUCUUUUUAGAGAUACGUCCAAUUCAAUAAUGGACAAACUUAUUUUAUGUUAUUUUGUAAAUCCAAAUGAUAAGGAUGUUCAUAACAUAAUGGUAAAUAAAUAAAAAUGACACUUUUAAAGAACA